This is a messenger RNA of Chanos chanos (milkfish), 1480 nucleotides long. RefSeq names its product golgin, rab6-interacting (gene gorab). Lineage: Eukaryota; Metazoa; Chordata; Actinopteri; Gonorynchiformes; Chanidae. Gene Ontology annotation, biological process: non-motile cilium assembly. The transcript is spliced from 5 exons. Bases 85 to 1173 code for a protein of 362 amino acids. The record is from RefSeq and is a predicted model, not a curated record.
UGCUCGAGCGUUUGAUCUUAAACUAUAAAUGUUUGUUUUGAAAAUACGUAUAAAUAUCUUCGGUACUCUCGCUGGUUGUAGAAAAUGGCUGCGUGGGUCGGAUUUUCAGACGAGGAGCUGCGAAAGAUGCAGCACAAAGGUGGAAACUCGUCAGCUGAAGCCGUUCCUGCCGCACUUGGUCGGGGACGGAAACCCGCUCCUACGAACCGAAGCAGGCAGCAGCUACAGCGGGAGAGAGCGUUGCAGUUAGCCGCUCAGCAGAAGGAUGUCAACAGCUCGCUACCACCCGAGCAACAGCUUACAAAACCUCGCGUGGAACCUGUUCCCACCGACUCUGCGCCAAAGCAAUCUACCCUAAAACAGCCAGCACCUACUGAUGGGAAGGAUGGAGAUCCGAAACAGAAGGAGCCUCAGCCAGUUAAGCAAGACCCUCAGCCACAGAUGGCAGCACCAGAACCUGUGGAAGAGCCACCUGUGGUAGUCAAGGAGCUGGACAAAGAGGAAGUGGAACUGCGAGAGAAGAAUCGUCUGCAGCAGCUCCAGUGGGAACAGCGCAUGAUGGAAGAGAAGAAUAAAAAAAGGAAAGCUCUUCUUGCAAAGACCAUCGCUGAAAAGUCAAAACAGACACAGGCUGAAGCGAUGAAGCUGAAGAAGAUCCAGAAAGAGCUUCAGGUUCUGGAUGAUUCUGUGUCCAAUGACAUUGGUAUUCUGAGGAAGCUGAUAGAACAAGCCAGUCUGGAAUAUUCCACUGCAUGGAAGCGCUUUGAGAAGGCAGAGUCGGAGUACGUGGCAGCUAAGCUAGACCUCCACAGGAAGACGGAGGUGAAAGAGCAGCUGACGGAGCACCUUUGCGCCAUCAUACAGCAAAACGAACUUCGUAAGGCCAUGAAGCUGGAGGAGCUGAUGCAGCAAUUGGAAGUCCAAGCUGAGGAUGGGUCCCCAGAGAGCUCAGGCGCCCAGAACACGGAGGACAGACAAGGGGAGAUGGCUACGCAGCCUCCCCAGGAGAACGGCCUUGCAUUGGACCCAGGUGGCGGCCCAGACGGGGACGAUGUCACCGCAAACGAGGACUGCGCCCCAGCCGAACCAAAGCAAAACCAAGACCAACAGGAAAGUAAAGCACAAAGUGCCCCCACAGAAGAGAAGAGUCAGCCCUCAGUAUCUGUGUCAUGAGAUCUGUUUUACAUCUGUGAUGACUUCUGAAAGAUUUUCAUCAGCACUACAUCAGGGUUUAUGAUGAUAACCAAACUGUACAAUGAACAAAUGUAGCUUUAUUAAAUGGCAUCGCAAAGCCUUUCAAAAUCACAUUGGGCUGGCUGAUCGGACAGUUCAGUGCUUUUGAAAUGCGCAAACACUCCUUCAUUAUUACAGACUCGGUAUGGAAAAAUCAAUAUCAUUUUUCGGGCAGGAUGGUUUUGAGAUGAAACAUCACCCUGCAGCUACUUCUUUAAUUCUAGGCAGUCUGGUAUAGACUCCAUCA